AUGCGCACUUUCCAGCCCUUGGGCUGGCCGCUCCCCGUAUCUGCUGCUCAUUUUCACUCUUCCACUGGCCUCCAGCAUUACUGCCUCCGACAGGCCGCGAGGACGUGGACUGGCGACUUUGUGAAUAUGGACGUGUGCCAGCAGUGCGUGAAUGCCCACCACGCUGCAUUUGAAAAGUGUUACCAGCCCCGAUCGAUACCGGGCAUUCAGCAGCACGAAGCACUCAUGCGUACAAUGCCAAUCAAGAGGCACACACGCGUGCGUCUAAGGCGGGCUAUGAAGGCUCAGGACGAGGGAGCAGCCUAUCGGUCUCUGUCGCUAUCACAAACAGCCUUGUUCUAA
Messenger RNA from Protopolystoma xenopodis, 342 nucleotides. NCBI's taxonomy places the organism in Eukaryota, Metazoa, Platyhelminthes, Monogenea, Polystomatidea, Polystomatidae. The record is from the annotation of a GenBank genome assembly.